AUUUGAUGUGUCCAAUUCCGAUGGGGUCACUUCAAGGGCCACCCGCCUGAAAGAUUUCAUGCCCGCUGCCUUGGACAGGCUGCUUAACCGCCCAGCCGCCCUCCGAGUCUUAGUUGCCCAGCGUUUCCUCGCGGCAUCCUCGUACCGAUGCUACUCUUCAGAUACUGGCAGCUCCAACUCGAACGAAGAUGUGCAGUCCGAUGUCCGCGACAGUAUCGACAUCGACCGGCGAUACAAAAACUUAAAUCCAAGAGGCAGCAAGUUCAGCGAUGAGACGAAAAUACUUGACCGUUGGCAUCCAGCGAGGAUUGCCCAAGCUCCGAAGGAGGAGCAGGCGGUCUUAUGGGCACAGUUGCUGGCGUACCAACAUAGGCUACAAGGACUCGACGGGAUAAAGGAGGUCUACUUCAUGAUGCUCCAUACAGGAUACAGAAUUCCGACGGCCGACACUCGGGAGGCGAGGGCCAUUUGGGGCACACUGUUCAAGAACGCACAGAUCGUACUGCGAGUGAUCGAUUACGCGGCGCAUUACUAUGACGAGACAGGACAGGUCUAUCCCCAUCUGUACGAGCUGUGUAUGGGACGCUGGCUCAGAAAGAAUCCGGAAUUCGCCAUGAAUAUCCAUCAUCGGCUGGUGCACAAGCUCCGGUUGAGAAAGCUUCCACUGCGCGCGCUCGCUCAGAUAGCGAAGCCGACGCGUGACGAAGCUACUCUAUCUACGUUCAUGGAUAUUUAUAGAAGCAGCAGCGAAGUCGAUGUAUACGACGAGAUCGUCCCCGUGCUUUGUGAUCAAGGCGAAAUCACUCUGGCUCGUCGGUGGCACUUCAUGUGCACUCACCGGAAGGACCUACCCUCUCCCUCGGCUGCUUCCCACCCCAUUGUACAACUAUUCAUUGCCGAGUUCUCCUCAAUCUCCUCUCCCGACCCGAUUUCUCUGAUUCGAGCUGAUCAAGGCACCAUUGCACGACAUCUGGAUCUGCCUUCUAGCCCGGCACGACCCAAGAAGUCCAAGCUCAACCACGAACUUAUGCGUCGUCUCGAAGGGAGAGACACCGCUCCCAUCCGGUUUGAUGACCCUUUCUGUGCAAGAUUGUUCGCUACCAAAGCCAUAUCUCCGGCCUCCGUCAUCAAGGGUCUCAUCUUGGCCGGAGUCAAUGAGAUUGGACCAGUGGCACUGCGACAAAUGGGAUUGCGAACCGAUCCCAUCACCGAAUUACCGGAAAGAUUCCGCGAGCUGAAGGAGGGUGGGAUCGCUCUGCACGGCUGCGUCUUCUCACUGGCUCUGGAAAAGUUUGCCAUGGAAGGCAGAUUCGGCCUGGUACGGAGCUUGCUUCGUUGUGACCAGCAUCCAGAUGUGUUCGACGAUGCCAAGGUGCAGAAGGAACUACUCAAUGAGUAUCUCGAGGAAGACGAUCGCAUGCAAGCCCACCGUACGCUUGCUAUCCUCGCUCUUUUCCAUCAAGAUGUCAGCACAGAGUCCUGGAACCUAUUGUUGCAAGCAAGGAUCAAGCGAUUCCACCCUACACAGGUUGUGAAGACGCUCGAGGAUAUGCGCGAUCACGGGGUUCUCCUGUCAGAGGAUUCGUUUAAAGCGCUCAAGACGAUUCUCCGACGACGAAGAAGGCACCGCCUUCCCGACGUAUCCGUUCCAGGCCAAGUCGAUGACCUUCGCUUCCUUGCCCGAUGCUACAUCUUGAUCUUGGAGUCUGGAAUCGGCGUCGUCUUCCCAGUGGCCUGGACCGAACUCAUCCGGCGCUUUGGCCUCUACGGCCGACUGCGAGAGCUCCAACGCCUUCUCAUCUGGCUCCUGUGCUGGUACGCUCCCCGGGACAACCCCGUUUUCGCCCACCUGCCGAAAUCGCCUUUCCUGGACUCCGCGACCGCAAAGGUGCGCCAGGCAUUCCCGGAGCAGUGGCAUACCAUCGAUCGGCUCUUCGGUAAGAAUUUCCAACGGGCCAUCGUCGUCUGGGGGUUCCGCUUCAGCUUCGCCACCAACGCGACGUACGAACAGUCAAUGCUCUCCCGCGUUGCGGCCAAGAAGCACCACCGCUUACGUUUCCUGAGGAAGGGAAUCCUUCGGCGUCUGGAUUGGGCUGCGGGGUUGCGGAUUCUGGUGGCGUUGCGGGAUCGCGGCGUACCCAUUUUCGAGGACGCGUUGAGGAGGACCUUGCACACGCAGUUCGGCGUCAUGUUUCGGACGGGGCCAUUGCUCAAGAGGUAUAAUCGGGUGGUGAGAGAGAAGAACCGGUUGCGUCUCAGUGCCUAUAAACGGAAGGUCAAUGAGAUUUGGGGGAGCCCGCUGUACCGCGAGGUUGUGACCGGCGCGGAUGAUGGAACGCUUGAAGGUGUCCAGUCGAGCGAUACUAACGAAGCAGGUGUGUCUGAAGGCCUCGACAACGUACCACAAGAAAGGGAGGGGAGUGUGGUGGGUCCGCUCUCGGUUCCUGAGGAGCGAGAUGGGCCGGCUGCAACGCAAGCUCCGCGAUCGGGACUUGAGGAGGUAGAAGAGCUGUGCAGAAAGCAAAGUCGGCGGAGAUGAUUUUCAUGUACACAAAUCAGACCGUGUAUGUAUGUACAUAUAUAUAUAUUACAUGAGAUCCCCGUUGGAACAAAC
Messenger RNA from Westerdykella ornata, 2614 nucleotides. RefSeq lists its product as uncharacterized. The transcript has a single exon. Bases 59 to 2539 code for a protein of 826 amino acids. NCBI's taxonomy places the organism in Eukaryota, Fungi, Ascomycota, Dothideomycetes, Pleosporales, Sporormiaceae. The record is from RefSeq and is a predicted model, not a curated record.